GUUUGGGAAUUCUGCCGAUUUUGUUAGUUACUUCUGCUGUAAUGGUCCCAAAGUCCUGCUCGUAAGCUUCAAAGUCUGAAGACAUUUUGACGUUUUAGUUUAAAACAGGUGGCUUUGACAGAUAGUUCAGAAUAAUAAAAACAAGGCUUGAAAGGUUUCACUUCCUUGAGUCACAGUAUAAUGUUCUCGGCAGGGAACUAGAUUUUUUAUUUUCCUUCUGAAAAUGGUUCAACUAGUUAAUGGAAAAUAUCAGUCGCGUUUAUUUUUGCGGAAUGUGAAUAAAUAAAAAUGUUUUGCAGUUCUGUGGUGGUUGAGUAAUACAUUACUUAGAUUUAAGAGUGUCCGCAAGGGGGUGAGGGUUAUAGUUCCUGAAACACCAUGAGAAAGGUUCCCCUCUGUAAGUUAUAUAGAAGAAACUGAAGAAAAAACCAAGGAAGUGGCCAGAUGGAGAAUUUGAGUCUGUCACAAGGAUAGUGCGCUCCGAAGAUUGGCAGGAGAGGAUGCUGCUCUUUGCCAGGGCAAGGAACAAUGGGAGACAGAGAGCCCCAGUGACCCAAGACCAGGCCAGUUGCUGGGUACUAAAAAGACGAGAAAAAAUAUGUGCAUCAUCUGCACCACUGACUUUGCAAGAUAGCAGAGGGAAAAAGUAACACAUUGAAGCUUGAAUAGUACAUUUCAGGAACUCAGCCAAAAUAUUAGUACUAACCUUGUGACGAAAAGAUGAACUUCCUGUCAACCUUUGUGACAUUUGAGAACCUCCAUGAGGUUCGGAGAUUGUGCCACUGGGGUCCAGUCAUAGCUCUGUCUGUCAUUGCUAUGUGCUCCACCAUGGCAAUUCUGGACUCCAUUAUCUGGUACUGGCCGUUAAACACUACGGGAGGCAGCAUUAACUUCAUCAUGCUCAUCAACUGGACUGUCCUCAUCCUCUACAACUACUUCAAUGCAAUGUUUGUUGGACCUGGAUACAUCCCCCUUGGCUGGAAACCAGAGAAUCAACAGGAAACCCAGUACCUACAGUACUGCAGAGUCUGCCAAGGGUACAAGGCCCCCAGAUCCCACCAUUGUCGCAAGUGUAACAGGUGCGUGAUGAAGAUGGACCACCACUGCCCCUGGAUCAACAACUGCUGCGGCCACCUGAACCACGCCUACUUCACCAGCUUCCUGUUGCUGGCUCCACUGGGCUGCUCACACGCUGCCAUCAUCUUCAUCAUGACCAUGUACACGCAGCUGUAUGAGAGGAUAUCAUUUGGGUGGAGCACUGUGAAGAUUGAUAUGAGUGCUGUGCGUCAAUUCCAGCCUCUUAUGCCCUUUAGUGUGCCCGCCUUUGCUGCCACACUCUUUGCCUUAGGCUUAGCACUGGGCACCACUAUUGCCGUUGGAAUGCUUUUCUUUAUACAGAUGAAAGUCAUCCUUCGAAAUAAGACCUCGAUCGAGUCCUGGAUCGAGGAAAAGGCCAAAGACAGAAUACAGCACUACCAAACAGGGGAGGAGUUCAUCUUCCCGUACGACCUCGGCACCCGCUGGCUGAACUUCAAGCAAGUCUUCACGUGGUCAGGAACGCCCAAGGGUGAUGGCCUUGAAUGGCCAGUCCAUCCCAAGUGUCACCAGCACACCUUAACUAUUGAGCAACUGAAGCAGAAAGCUGAUAAACGAGUGAGAAGUCAGGUCCAGUAUCGGGCAGUGGAGGACUAUAAUGGAGCAUGCUGCCCUCUGAGCAAAGGUGUCCAAACCUUUUUCAGGACCCCCUGCACCGAGGAGCCCAGGAUCCCCCUCAGCAAGGGGGACACCAUCCUAGCCACUCGUGGCACCAAAUGGUGGAUGUAUGGAGACAAAGCUUUGAACGAGGAGCAAAUGAGAGCAGGAGAGCGUGUAAGGGGAUGGUUUCCAAGGCGAUGUGUGGAGAAGUGCCAUUAUGACGCAGCUGCCAGUGAUAGCACCAGCGACAAGAAAGUAAAUUAAUAUAUUUGAACAGGCUUUUUGUAGAGCAGGGGAGUUAAACUGAACAAAAGGUGUCUGUGUUUAUAAACUUAGAUCCACUGAAGAUGUCAUGCCUGAUGCUGCAGGCUCACCAUCAAGAAUUUCAUACUACAAAAUUCUCACACAUUUCAAUACCAACUUGAAUUUUUUAAAGGUAACAUAGUCCUCUAAGUCUUACUGAGCACCUUGUGCGGCUGGAUGUAAAUAUCGAGUUCAUGAGAGGGGCUGGAUCGAUGGGUUCUGUUUGACUCCUCUGACCAAAAGUGAAACCCAGCAAGAGUCUUAAUUCCCAAGAAUUGCCACCAGGCUUUAAUGUGGCUUCAUUGUGAUUACAUGACUUUUUACUUGAAUCUGUUGUUUUUACUUGUGUUGAUGUCCUUUUUUGCUAAUUAUGCAAUGCCUCUGUCCAGCUAACCCCGGGGCUUCGUCAUGCAACUCUUUCUACAGUAUGGAGAUAACACUUAAUUUCUUUUUAUUAUUUUUGUAAAAACAAAUUGUUGGCCUCAAAGUAUAAAUUCAAAAAUAAAAAAAAUCUACCGCAGGAGUCGUUGUUUGCUUCUGUCUUUGUGUUUCAAAAUUUGUUAUACACAUUCAUUUCUUAAGUGCCUUGAGCUCAAUGUAAAACUUUAGUGUAACACAAAUCUAUCCCAAACUAAUUUUGAUGUAAUGUUCUUACAUUUUCAGGUUUACACUGACUGGCACUAUAUGCAACAAAAGUACAAGGAGGAUUUACCAUAAAGCAUGUUAGGACUUGUUGAAAACUCACUAAUCACAAACAUUUUUUGAAACCAAAGGCUUUGCUUCUGAACAACACGUCUUUAUGAGUCACGCUUUUAGAGUAUCAUCUUUGACAUCGCUUUUUAAAGGCUCCGCACACCCAGGCUCGUGUUUUUAAAUAACCUCACUGAUUGGACCUCAUCUGCUCAGGUUGGAGUCAGGCAGCGCUAUGAUGGUUGUUGAGGUCAUCAAGCUUAACAUGAGAAUAAAUAGUGAUGCUAAAAGUGUAAGCUGUCCCACCAUUACAGGUGCCACAACAGAAAGGGAAAUGUCAGUCAAACACAUUUUUUGCACACCUCUGCUGUCUUGACAAGCGAUCCAAUCAGCCAAAUGAGUGAAAACACCUGUGUGAGUGUGGGCCCUUUAAAAUACACUUUUUAACACCAGGCGUUUAGUUAUUUAUUUUAUUUUAUUCUUCUGUAAUUGUGUUAACUGUUUCGUUUGUCUCUGUAUUAUUUAACGUAUCCUAUCUGUGGUCAGAAUUAACACUUCACUUAUUGGUUUAUAUAAUGAAAGUUUAAAAUGUCAUUGUUGAAGUACU
Messenger RNA from Micropterus dolomieu (smallmouth bass), 3295 nucleotides. It is a transcript of the gene zdhhc6, whose product is annotated as zinc finger DHHC-type palmitoyltransferase 6. Bases 721 to 1959 code for a protein of 412 amino acids. Gene Ontology annotation, cellular component: Golgi apparatus. NCBI's taxonomy places the organism in Eukaryota, Metazoa, Chordata, Actinopteri, Centrarchiformes, Centrarchidae. The record is from RefSeq and is a predicted model, not a curated record. Gene Ontology annotation, biological process: protein palmitoylation. Gene Ontology annotation, molecular function: protein binding; palmitoyltransferase activity. The transcript is spliced from 11 exons.